UGUUGGCCCAAUACUAGGUGGUGGUGCUCAUAAAGUUCGUGCUAGUGGUAGUGGCCUUAUACGUGGUGAAGUUAAUUCAACAAAUGAAUUUAAUAUUUAUACACGUGAAGCAGGUGCUGGUGAUCUAGCUAUUGCUGUUGAAGGUCCAGCUAAAGCUGAAAUUGACUUUUUUGAUCGUAAAGAUGGUUCGUGUGGCGUAGCUUAUGUAUGUCCCGAAGCAGGUGACUAUCAAAUUUCAAUUAAAUUUAAUGAUGAACAUAUUCCCGACUCACCAUUUAAUGUUUCAAUUGUGCCACCAUUUAAUGAUGCAAGAAAACGGCUACCAUUUAAGCGAUCAGUAAAAUAG
Messenger RNA from Rotaria sp. Silwood2, 346 nucleotides. Lineage: Eukaryota; Metazoa; Rotifera; Eurotatoria; Philodinida; Philodinidae. The record is from the annotation of a GenBank genome assembly.